Messenger RNA from Centrocercus urophasianus (Greater sage-grouse), 1943 nucleotides. Its product is annotated as T-cell receptor-associated transmembrane adapter 1. The record is from RefSeq and is a predicted model, not a curated record. The coding region runs from base 392 to 991 and encodes 199 amino acids. The transcript is spliced from 8 exons. Gene Ontology annotation, cellular component: T cell receptor complex. Lineage: Eukaryota; Metazoa; Chordata; Aves; Galliformes; Phasianidae. Gene Ontology annotation, biological process: negative regulation of receptor recycling; positive regulation of T cell receptor signaling pathway.
GCCCGAGCUACAUUUCCUGUUUGUAAGAAAGCUGGUGAAGAGAAGACUAGAGCCCUUUGAGAUUGACGGCAACUCCAGAGAUAGAUUUGUGCUCCUAAGUCUGAUAUAAAACAGCAUCCAAGGUCUACCAACGUAACAUAAGUUGAUUUCCUGUUGCAUAAAGAGGUGUGGGGCAUUCUUACAAGCAACAUAACCAGAAGAGUUCUGAGCAGGAAGAAAAGCUGCACCUUAGCCGAUGUGACUCAUGAUUUUGCACCACAUGGGAUUAUUUAUCUUACUUCAUCGUUGUAAGAACAUCUGUGGAUUGGAAUAAAACAAAACUAAAACAUCUCCUGCAACACCAGCGUAAUUAGGGAAAAAAAACAGAAGGGACACUUCCUAAGUUACAGGAAUGGACUGCCAUUAUUCUGUCUGGGGAGUUCUGGCCUUUCUAAGUUUGGCUCUCAUUUUUUCAUUGAUACUGAAUAUUUCACACUAUAUGAAAAAGAAACAAGAAGGAAAAGUGACCUUACACUGGGAAAUCUGCUCCUUGUGCUGCAUGCAUAUGGAUGGGCAGGCAAACACAGCUAAAACAUAUAAAGACAAUGAAGACAACACUGAAAGCUAUAGUGACUGCUACAGAGGAGAUGACCCAGUUUAUGGCAAUCUCAGUCAAGAUAUUUUAGAGGAAUGUUGUUACGAGCAGAUGAAGUCCCAGCCUCAAAGGCCAGUUAAUGAACUACAACAGGUGGAAUCAGUUGAUCAGAUGUGUUACGCCUCACUUGAUCACAGCACCAAGGGAAAACGCAGAAAACCAAGGAGGAAGAAAGACCCUCCAUUAGAGGAUGAAGAAGAAAGAUCAUCUAAAUCCACCAUUACAGCUUCCAAAGCUUGCAUUUACCUUAACAGUGAGCAACUGGCUGCUGAAAAUACAGCAAACAUAGAAGCCAUUCAUGACGAUCCCAUAAGAUUAAUGGGUUUGAUUCAUAGGACAAAUGGAGAGAACAUUUGAAGCGGCUUCAUGAACCAAGUAUGAAAUCAAAGUGAGAUAUGCUUUAUUAAUUCUGGAGGAAGAGUGAAUGAUUAGAGACUGUACCCUGCCAAACUUAAAUUACAAACAAUGGUGUGAAGCAGCUAAAUAAAACAUUCCAAAUCACCUUCAAAACACAUCUAUGGAUUAAGCAAAAAAUAGCUGUAGGCUCAUGCUGCCCUUUUAAAGGGACUUUCCUUCUGAAUACAUUGUGAAAGGGAGCUGUGAACAGAGAGAUACCAGCUUCUACAUGGUAAAGUAAAAAUUAAUACUUUGUUUAAAAAUAACCAUCGAACUUCAUACAGUCCUAGAAGAUCCACUGAGUUGCCUGUAGAACUCUCACAGAGUAUGACUACUCUUCUACAUAGGUUUUAACAGUACUAUUGAAAAGAAAUGGCGUUUCACAUAUGCACACUUAAGGGUUCAGAUGCUUUCCCAAUUAAAAAUAGGUCCGCAUUCAAGAUUGUGUAUUUUCCCAUGGUGAACAGUCUACAGCAUGGUGUCCAACCUUUCAGCUUGCCUGGGCUGCACUAAGUGAAAAGAAACUGUCUUGGGCCAAUGUUUUGGUUGCUGCUGAAUGAUGGGGUGCGCUAAGGACCAGCUUGGACUGCUUGGUUGGGAAGAGCCACUGCCAUGAUGGGAAGGGGGGGGGGAGUGAGGCUAAUUACUAGCGGUCUUGGGCUUCAUGCAGCCUGUUACAUAUCCUCACUUUCCUUUUGUGAGCAAUAUCGGCGUACAUCUCGAAUCUUCAUUCCUCUACUAACAUAACACUUUUUUUGUAUAACACCACUUUUUUUGUACUCAAGAAUAAGUAAGGAUACUGGCAAAUGAUUUCUAACCAUCAGCCUUUGCCAGAGAAUUUUUCUAAUUUUCUAUUUUCUAUUUAAAUUCCUAGUGCCUUUGUCAAUAAACUUCUUCACAAAAGUAGAAAGAA